GUCACAACAAAUUCGGUGGUAUGUGUGUGUGAUUGAAGGUGUUUAUUUGUGCUAUUUUUACUAUAUUUCCAACAUUUUGUAAUUGAAUGAUAAAUUUUUAACUUCUUCAAACUUUUGAUGUUACAUUUUUUUCAACGGCCAACGAUCACUUGUCAAUCGUAUAAAGUUCAUUGAACUGUUCACUUUGAUAAUACGAUUGCAUAACAACAUCGUAGAUCAUUCUCGGCACAUUACCGCAGUUCCAGAGCGCCGGUCAAAGUGCAUUAUCGUUUGUGUACGAAUUUUGCUCGUUAAAUUUCCCAUUCCUUCUACGAACGAAAUGCUUAAGAACGCAGUCGCACUCGUAACCGGUGGUGCCUCGGGUCUUGGCCGUGCCACGGUGGAACGUUUUGCCCGCGCCGGGUAUAAUGUGCUGCUGUGCGAUCUACCAACCUCCAAGGGUAACGACGUUGCCAAAGAGCUGGGAGAGAAGGUGGUGUACGUUCCGGUCGAUGUGCUGUCUGAAAAGGAUGUGAGUGGUGCACUGGAACUGGCGAAAAGUAAAUUCGGCCGGUUGGAUGUAUCGGUUAACUGUGCCGGCAUUGCGGUGGCCGUGAAGACGUACAACUUCAACAAGAAGGUAGCUCACAAGUUGGAAGAUUUCCAGCGCGUUCUGCUGGUAAACACGGCCGGUACGUUUAACGUGAUUCGUCUGUCGGCGGGAUUGAUGGGCGAGAAUGAACCGAAUGCUGAUGGUCAGAGGGGCGUCAUCGUGAAUACAGCAUCGGUAGCUGCUUACGAUGGGCAGAUUGGACAGGCGGCUUAUUCCGCUUCCAAGGCGGCCGUCGUCGGUAUGACGCUUCCGAUCGCACGUGAUCUCAGCACGCAGGGCAUUCGGAUAGUUACGGUCGCUCCUGGACUGUUCAAUACGCCGAUGUUACAAGCCUUGCCGGAUAAGGUUCGUGCUUUCCUAGCCAAAACGGUACCAUUCCCCCAACGUCUUGGUGAACCGGCUGAGUACGCUCAGCUGGUUCAGAACAUCGUCGAUAAUCCUAUGCUGAAUGGGGAGGUCAUUCGCUUGGAUGGAGCACUACGCAUGAUGCCUUAACUGGAGAAGGACAUUUUCGAAGAAGUGGUCUUGCUGUUCAAUAACGGAUGCAUUUAUUCAGUACCUCAAGAAUGAGACGCAACGAAGUCUUCUAGUAAAGUAUCGUCAAACGAUAAUUCCCCUUUUGUAUUCAUGUUUCGUAUUUUGCUAAUUUUAAAAUAAAAGCAAACUUUCUUAAGCAUCACAA
Anopheles funestus (African malaria mosquito) is the source of this 1274-nucleotide messenger RNA. RefSeq names its product 3-hydroxyacyl-CoA dehydrogenase type-2 (gene scu). The transcript has a single exon. Gene Ontology annotation, cellular component: mitochondrion. Gene Ontology annotation, biological process: fatty acid metabolic process; estrogen metabolic process; androgen metabolic process. The coding region runs from base 320 to 1087 and encodes 255 amino acids. Gene Ontology annotation, molecular function: estradiol 17-beta-dehydrogenase [NAD(P)+] activity. The record is from RefSeq and is a predicted model, not a curated record. Lineage: Eukaryota; Metazoa; Arthropoda; Insecta; Diptera; Culicidae.